Molecule: messenger RNA, 2468 nt
Organism: Notolabrus celidotus (New Zealand spotty)
Lineage: Eukaryota; Metazoa; Chordata; Actinopteri; Labriformes; Labridae
Gene: mif4gdb
Product: MIF4G domain containing b
Exons: 6
Coding region: 332-997 (221 amino acids)
Biological process (GO): regulation of translational initiation
Cellular component (GO): cytosol
Molecular function (GO): translation activator activity; RNA binding; protein binding
Source: RefSeq, a predicted model, not a curated record
AAGGUAAAUGUAGGUUUGACGUAAAGUUGACGCUAACGUUAAGUCGUCUCAUCAUUAACGCUAACAUUUGGUUUCAGCAAUUGCAAAGAACACUAACUAGCUCAUUUAUGUUAUCUAGUGGUGUUUUAACGUCCAAACGAAGCAACUUGUAGUGUAACAUGUUUUUGUGGUUUUACCUAUGGACAGUAUAAAAAAAGUUAACCUUACGUGGGUUCAGGUUAAGCUAACGGUCAUUUUAACGUUACCGCUACCUGUUACGUUUACGUGAGUAACGUGUGAUCUGCGUGAAGAGUGACAUCUCCCAGGAGUCAUUUGUGUGCUAUCAACAAUCAUGGAGAACUCCUCGGAUGAUUACAGGAUCCAGGCUUUUGACCCAGAUACACAGAUGCUGCUGAAGACAGCCUUGAAAGAUCCAAGCUCAGUCAACCUGGAGAAGGUGUCUAAUAUCAUCAUGGAUCAGUCUCUAAAGGACCAGGUGUUCAGCAAAGAGGCCGGGCGCAUCUGCUACACCAUCGUUCAGGCCGAGGCCAAGCAGAACAACGGGAACGUGUUCAGGAGGAACCUGCUGAACCGGCUCCAGCAGGAGUUCAAGGACCGCGAGGAGACGAGGGGGCGCUCGCUACAGGAGUGGGUGUGCUACGUCACGUUUAUCUGUAACAUCUUUGACUACCUCAAAGUGAACAACGUGCCGAUGGUUGCUCUGGUCCAUCCUGUGUUUGACUGUCUGCUGAGGCUGGCCCAACCAGACGCUCUGAUGAACGAGGAAGAGGUUGACUGCCUGGUGCUGCAGCUGCAUCGCAUCGGUGAGCAGCUAGAGAAGAUGAACAUCCAGCGCAUGGACGAGCUGUUCUUCUUCCUGCGAGACGGCUUCCUGCUCCAGGAGGGCCUCACCUCCAUGGCCCGUCUGCUGCUGCUGGAGAUCCUGGAGUUCAGGGCGGGAGGCUGGAUGCUCAGCAGCACCGCCCACAAAUACUACUACAGCGAAAUCGCCGACUAGGAUGUCUCGAGUGGCUGUUUUUCAGGUGCGCUAGCCAACCCUGGAGCACCUUGAAUGAUACCUCCUCUACGGAUUAUAAAACCAGCAAUCUCCAAACAGAGUGACGACCUCCAGUUAAUCAGUGAAGGGUUCUGUAAAGACUGAUCAAAAAGAGACUGCUGGGUGUUUCCCCGAGGGAAGAGUUAAUGGAGACGCGGUGCCCUGGAUGUGUAAUGUGCAAUAGUUCACAAGGAGUUGAAGUUAUGUUUACGAGGUUUAGCCACAUUCAGGUAUACCGUAAGUUCGCUAACAGCUAAAGAAGCUGAAGAUAUUUUUAUGUUGUUUUUUAAUACCUUGUAGACAUUCCUGUUUUCAGACAUUUCAAAGUCCAACUUCUUUUUUAACCAAAUCCAAAAAGGCUUGAGCGGACAUUCCAGUCAGAUACAUGCUGAUUUUGGUCUUUGCUUUACUUUUUAUUGUGUGACCAAUUUUUUAAUUUAAUUCCAAAACAUUAUCUUACUUCAUUAGAUGAAUAUUUUAGAAUAGAAAUGAAGAAUUUCAAAGGUUUGAAAUGCUGUUCCAAGGAAUUUUCUGCCUAGUUUUUCUGAUAGGAUUCUUGUGUUACGGCGUUUUUUUUAAAAGAAGCAUUUUGUCCUGUUUCAGGGAUCUUUUUUUAUUCUUUGUGUUGCAGCUAAACUUGCGAGUAGAACGCCAAGAGAUGGAAAAAGUUGGAAAGUAAAACAUUAUUUUACUGAUCGAGGAGUCAGAUGUUCCCUGAUUUCUUCAUUGUGUUUAACACGAAAAGCAGGACACAUGAGCUUUGUAAUCAGCUACUCUCUACAAUCGUAGGAGACGUUUGUAUUCCCUCUCCCUUAACACAGAUCAGAUAUGAGUAAGGCGCUUGUGGGAAGUUCCUCUCUGUAGAUUUCAGGUUCUACCACCUCUCACACCGCCAUGUAGCUGAGCUAUGUCUGUUGAAUCUCUGCCAGCUGGAGCUGUGCCACAGAGUAGGACAGACCGAAUACAUUAACUGAAGAGUUGAUGUUGAAGCUGUUUGUAAAAAAUGCCAAAUAUCAAAUUGUUAAGACAAAUCAACCUGAAAGAAAACAUCUGUGGUAUUUCAUUAAGAGCCCUGCUGUGAUCAGGAUGAAGGAAAUUAUCUACUGCAUCUCCUUUAAUCCUGUAUUUUCGUUGUGUUUUAAGAUUUUACACACAACCUUUGAUAUUUGACUCCGAUAGAGUUUGCAAAAACAAAGUAAGGCGAGGUACUUGAAUGCUGUAUUAAAGUGAUCCCACAGAGGCAACGUGUGAAUAACUCAGUUUGGAUGCUGUAGACAUUAACAUUCCCGACAGGACACAGAACUGACUGCAAUAUCUGUUUCUAUGUUUUAUUAAACUGUUACAUUUUUACAUGACUUUGUUCCAUUUUUAUGAUUGGGUUGUUUAUUAAAUGCAAAUUUAUUUGUUCUAAUAAACCUGGAUUUUUCCUUAA